UUAUAAGGUACUGGAUGUUAUUCUAAAGCAAAUGUGUAAAUAUCAUUAUGUCAUCAUUAUAAAUCCUUCAGAUUUGAUAUCUGCCCUUAGUAGUGUAGUUUUUAUAUUGAUAGAAAUGAAUGUGUCUUAUCAUGUAAAGUUUGCAUGUUUUAGACAUAAAUUCUAUGGUGGAAAAAAAGAAAAAAAAAAAGAAAAAAGCUGUGAAAUGUUCCAAUGAACUGAAGAUGGGGCGGGUGGUUAGGUCAUCCACUACCAGAGAAUUUCUCCAGCAGGUUUUUUGGAAACAGCAGAAACCUGUUGGAGCAGGUACGAAGCAUGAAAACGAAGCUAUGCCCUGCUAAAACGUCUUGGCUGUGUGUUCUCCUGCACAAAGCACCGUUCUAUGCAAGAGGAUAAAGAAGGAGGGCGAAAUUGCGGUAGUCUACUCGAGAAGGACCAAAAUUCAAAGAUGCACCAGGGUCGCCUGCGUUUACGGCCAUGGCUGGAAGAACAGAUUAAGUCAGGGAGAUAUCCUGGAGUCAUUUGGCUAGAUGAGACUGCUCAGGUCUUCCAGAUUCCUUGGAAACAUGCCGCUCGACAUGGCUGGAAUAUAGACAAGGACGCCACUUUGUUCCGAAACUGGGCCAUCCAUACAGGGAGAUACAAACCUGGCAUAGACAAACCAGAUCCCAAGACUUGGAAAGCCAACUUCCGCUGUGCCCUCAACUCCUUACCAGAUGUCCAAGAGCUUCGAGACAAAAGCAUCAAGAAAGGCCACAAUGCUUUUAGAGUCUAUAUUCUUCUCCCUAACAGCAAACUGCCAAAGAAGAGAAAAGUGUCCAGUUUAGACAUCGAGGAUGGCAGAGUCAGUUUACCUGCAUUACUUCCACACGGCACUGCACCUCUGGAAAGGUUUACGGAGGCUUUCAGCAGGUAUAAGGAGGACGUCAGAGGUGUUGCUCCUGAAAUGUUUGCUAAAAACUGCUACUCUUCAUUACCGGCAGUGAAAGAAGAACGCUCAGCUCUCUACUGCUGCUCCUCAGCCAAUAUCAGCCCAGCGGCACAUGUCCAAGCAAAUGCAAUGGAAGAGCACGAGCAGACUGAAGCAGUGUUAAAGAUAGUAGACCACCUACAGAACACGGACCACUGGAGCCCUUUGCAUGAGCAUGAAAGAGGCUGGAGAUCAGCAAAUACCUGGAUGGAAGGUGUUUAUGAAAUAAUGGACUGUUCAAGCUAUCCCUUCCAAGCAGACUGGCACAAUCAUAACAUGACGAGUCAAUACGUCUGAGAUAACCUUCAAGAUAACUCAUCACAUUUUGCAAUAACACAUGCAACACACUGGAUUGUAAGCAUGACAAAAAGUGCAAUCAAAUACACCACACACAUAACUAAUGGAUUUUUCCUUGAUGGUUAUAAAAUCUCUACGCAUGGCUGCCUGUGUAUGAAUAUUAAGAGCACUGAGAAAGUUAUUCAUUAUUAAUCUAUAACUGUGUUUUGUGUAAAAGUACUGAAUUUGGGCUGUAGCAAACUUUCAGUUAAGAAAGUUUUUCCCCCCUUUUGUUUUCUGCAUUGCAAAGAUUACUUAAGCUAUUAAAGAUGUGUGCUAUAAGCUUUCCCGGAAACAUACAGGACGUCUAUUCAGACACUUCCUGUCUAAAUGAAGACCGAGUGGUGCUUUAAGUUUUUUUUUUUUUUUUCCCAUAUUUUUUUUUUGUUUAAAACUAAUCAUUUAUAUAUAACAAUUGUGUUAAGUAACUUGACAGUCGCAUGACUUUGUAAGUCCUAUAACUGCUUUUAUAAUAAAUAUUUUUUAAAUACUUUAAAA
This is a messenger RNA of Hemibagrus wyckioides, 1804 nucleotides long. RefSeq names its product interferon regulatory factor 1a (gene irf1a). Gene Ontology annotation, biological process: immune system process; regulation of transcription by RNA polymerase II. The record is from RefSeq and is a predicted model, not a curated record. Gene Ontology annotation, cellular component: nucleus. Lineage: Eukaryota; Metazoa; Chordata; Actinopteri; Siluriformes; Bagridae. Gene Ontology annotation, molecular function: RNA polymerase II cis-regulatory region sequence-specific DNA binding; DNA-binding transcription factor activity, RNA polymerase II-specific. The coding region runs from base 383 to 1267 and encodes 294 amino acids. The transcript has 9 exons.